Aspergillus saccharolyticus JOP 1030-1 is the source of this 1098-nucleotide messenger RNA. Its product is annotated as Zn(II)2Cys6 transcription factor domain-containing protein. The transcript is spliced from 2 exons. Gene Ontology annotation, biological process: regulation of DNA-templated transcription. NCBI's taxonomy places the organism in Eukaryota, Fungi, Ascomycota, Eurotiomycetes, Eurotiales, Aspergillaceae. The annotation marks the transcript as partial. The record is from RefSeq and is a predicted model, not a curated record. Gene Ontology annotation, molecular function: DNA-binding transcription factor activity, RNA polymerase II-specific; zinc ion binding.
AUGGUUGUCGAAGCCCCUAAGCCGCCCACGCUACGCCGCUCCUGCCAAGCCUGCGCCCGCGGCAAACGGCGCUGCGAUCAGCGCUGGCCACGCUGUGGCCGUUGCCAAACCCGCCGCAUCGAGUGCGAAUACAUCAACGUGCCAUUGCCUGUCAGCACAUCCAUCGGCCCGAAUACGAUGACCACCACAACACCAACACCAGCCAACACUUCCCGACCCCGAAAACCCGGCCGGUCCAACACCAUCACCACCCGCACCGCGACCCUCAGCCUCCCCUCACACCUUCCCCCCCUGGAGAUCACCAAAGGCUACUCCCCCACCGUGAUUUCCUUCCUCUGCGCCGGCAUGCGCCAAUACCCACUAACCUUCGCCUCCUCCCUGAAAACACACUUCAUCCACCCGGACCUCUGGCCCUCCCCCACCACCCCACCCGCACCCCUCCGCGACAUCCUGACCCUCUGCAAGCACUACACUUCCCCCUUAUCAUCCGCAUCACACCGUGAUCCGCACAGCCUGCACCUCCUCCUCCACCAGAAAUCCCGCAUCCUCCACCGCCAUAUCACCCGCGCCUCCACCUUCCCCGACCUCCUCGCCAGCGCGCAAGCCCUCCUCCUGCUUCAAUGCAUCCUCCUCCUCGCCCCCGACCACGCCGACCAACAAACCCAAGCGUACCAAGAAUCCAUCAGCGACAUGCUGAUGAGCCUUGGCCACCGACUGUGGACGCAGGCUCCCGUGCAACUGCCCCGCACGCUCAGCCCGCGCCAGGCGUGGCUGUUCGCCGAGAGCGUGCGGCGCACGAUCAUCGUGGGGUUCAUGCUGCGGAGCGUGUACUCGCUGCACACGCGGAAUUACUCGGCGCGGACCCCAUUUGUGGAUGCGUUGCCGUUCGAUGUGCGGACGGGGCUGUGGGAUGCGGAGGGAGGGGAGGGGCCCGAGGCGUUGGGUGCGGAGCGGGAAGGGGUGUGGGAGUCUAGUGAGGGGGCGCUGGUCUCUUUGCAUGGGUAUUCGGGGAUGUUGGAGCAGGGACAGGUGCAUUCAAUGGGGGCGUUUGCGGGUCUGAUUCUCGCGGCGUGUAGGGGGAAGCAGAUCGCGGACGUG